This is a messenger RNA of Arabidopsis arenosa, 1831 nucleotides long. The record is from the annotation of a GenBank genome assembly. Lineage: Eukaryota; Viridiplantae; Streptophyta; Magnoliopsida; Brassicales; Brassicaceae.
GCUUUUAGUAACAAAACUCGUACACAUUCGGGAAGACGGUUUUCGCUGUCGAUUGAAUAUGCAUUUGUUGGCUGUUUUUGGAAAAUGGAAGGCAGGGACGAAGUUGGAGUUCAACGUCGAUUCAAGUAAAGGAAGCAAGUUGUUUAUUGUUGACGAACAAGUCAAGUAUGAGGAAUUUCUCCGCAUUAUUAUUGAAGAUUUCAACUGGAUACGCAACAAAAUUCACUCGAGCUUUCUUAUAUGUUGCCAAAACAUAUGAUGGAGAAACUGCCUUCCGACACACCUCCGGUCAUCGUGGAAAACGAUAGACAGCUUGCACACUUAAUCACAUUGUCAAAAGCGGAGACAAUCCGUCUUUAUGUUGCAUUGCAAACAAUCAGUUGUCGUCGUGACACUGCUGAACCUACGGAAGUAAGAGACAUCGGGUUUGUGGAUUUUAAUAAUAUGGGUACAGAUUAUAACAGAGGCUGUUUUCACUCUGCGACGGCCCGCCUCUCCCCUGCAAUGCCGAUGAAAUCCCCACGGUAUUCUCGUCACCGACAGGCUGAUGCGAAAUGUAUUGGGAAAUUAUAUGUUGAUUUCGCUAGAUGUGGCAGUGAUCUAAAACAAAUCAAGCCUUUCCAUAUAAGGCAGUGGAUGAAGUCAGCACGUGGUGUCGACACCGGCUACACGAAAGCGCACAGUGCGUUGGCAUAUGCACGAGAGAUUGUCAGAGGCACUGCUCGUGCUGGUUAUUCGGACUUACCUGCCUAUCUGUACAAAAUAAAGAUAGCCAAUCCAGAGUCCAUUAAUGGCCGUCUCAAGGAUGACAGAUCAUUUCCUAUUGCCUUUUUUGUGGAUGCUAUUAGAGGGAUGCUGUCAAGUUGGUUUGUUGAGAGGCGAGAAGAAGCUGCCUCAUUAAAAACAAAAUUUAGUAAAAAGGUUGAAGGCUUACUUCAUGAAAGACACGGUAAACAGGACAAUUUAAGUGUUCAAUUUAUUGAUUCAAACCGUAGCUUAGUUACCGGUGGAGAAUUUGACUGUCUGGUAGAUCUACAUGAGAGACGUUGUACAUGUAGACAAUUUGAUGUCGAGAAGAUUCCCUGCGAGCACGCGAUAAAAGCAGCAGAUAGUCGGAAAAUUGAUGAAGCUACUCAGGUGGCUGCUCAACACAGCAAGGCCUAUUUGGUUCUGCCACCUGAUGUUAAAGUGCCUUCUGGGAGACCAAAGACGAAGAGAUACCGUUCAGCUAUUGAGAGGGCUAAGAGGUUCAAGCGUAAUCAAGGGAAGAAAAAGACAACUAAUCCUCUACAGAGUACCGCCUGCACAAAAUUGUUGAAAACGAAUCAGUCUUCACCGUCCAAACAGAAGAAAACUUUUGUGCCGUCAACUCUAACACCGAAGAAGACAAACAAGCGAAAAUUAAAUUCCCCAUUUACUCCAAUGCCCAAGAAGAAAGCUAAAGUUUUAAGGCAAACUCCCCAACGCAAUGCCCCCGAGUCGGUUCUCAGACGUUCUUGCAGAUCAAAAUUGAAAGCUUCAUUUCCUCAGUGUACUCCACCUCCCGCGAAAUCUACAACAAUAUCCCCAUCCCCAACGAUGAGAAAACGUUUGUUCCCGAGUGGCCCAACACCAACGAAAAGGACGCGCAUGUGUUCAAAAUGCCACAAAGCUGGACAUUAUCGCUCCACGUGUUCAUUCAAAUAAACUCUGCCAGCUUUCCUUUAAAUUUCCUUUAACCUAGGCGGUGCUCUGCUGCGUCUUAGUUGCUGUAUUUCUUUGAUACUCUAUUAAUUAUGAGACAAAUAUGGUUCUCUAUUAGUAACGAAAAUAGUAAACUGAUGAUUUAAAU